CUUAUUAAAUAGUUGAAAUGAAGGCUUUGAUUUUGGUUGGUGGAUAUGGCACAAGACUGCGACCAUUGACACUCAGCUCACCCAAACCUCUGGUUGAGUUUUGCAACAAGCCAAUUGUUUUGCACCAAAUUGAAGCCCUUGCUAAGGCGGGAGUUACACACGUCAUUCUAGCUGUUAGUUAUCACGCUGAAAAAUUGGAAGAAGAAUUGAAUGUAUAUGCUAAACAACUUGGAAUCAAAAUUUCUGCAACUUAUGAAUCAGAACCUCUCGGAACAGCUGGACCAAUUGCCCUUUCAAAGAAAGUGUUGGAAGAAGAAGUGAUAUCGGAGCUGAGUAACGGGGAUGACGACAGCUUGUUCUUUGUUCUCAACAGUGACAUCAUAUGCGACUAUCCCUUCAAAGAACUCCUGCAAUUCCACAAGGAGCACAAAAAGGAAGGAACGAUUGUAGUCACGAAAGUGGGCGAUCCUUCUAAGUAUGGUGUCGUAGUCUUUCAAGAAAAUGGAAAAAUUGACAAGUUUGUUGAGAAGCCAAAAGAUUUCGUGUCAAACAAAAUCAACGCUGGUCUCUAUAUAUUCACACACAAAAUAUUCGACAGGAUAGAAGUGCGUAAAACAUCGAUUGAAACUGAAGUCUUCCCACUGAUGGCCGAUGAAGAAGAACUGUUCGCUUUUACAUUAAAAGGUUUCUGGAUGGACGUUGGACAACCCCCUGAUUACCUCGACGGAAUGUGCCUCUACCUAAAACAUCUGUUGAAGAACUUCCCUUCAGCUCUUGUGCCAGAAUCAGUCCAGAUACCGGCCAGUGCGAAAUUGAUCGAGCCGGUAUUGUUGGAUCCCACGUGCACGAUAGGCGAGAACUGUUGUAUAGGACCGAAUGUGACGAUAGGUCCAGGUUGUAAAGUAGAAGACGGAGUGAGAAUCCAGAGAAGUGCUAUCCUCAGAGGCACUGUAGUGAGGAGUCACUCCUGGAUCCACUCCUCAAUCAUAGGCUGGAAGUGCAAUGUAGGACGAUGGGCGCGAAUUGACAACGUGACAGUGAUGGGAGAAGACGUUCAAGUGAGGGACGAAUUGUACAUCAACGGGGGAAGAAUUUUGCCUCAUAAGGAGAUCAAAGAGUCCAUACCACAGCCAAGUAUCAUCAUGUAGAAUAAACAUCAAGUCUGAUCAAAUCAUUCACCACGAAAUCACAUUCAAAAUAAUGCUCAGUUGAGAAGGUACAAACUUCCCUAAUUGACUUUGUAUAAUUAUGUCAUAUGUUGAUUUCAAAAUGGUUUCCUUGCAAUCUCUGAUUUUUUCCUGCAAAUUAGUUUUUUUAUGAAUGUACGUUGGCUUAUUUGCGAGAUGGAAAGAUAAUCAGAAGGUUGCUUAGUUCUUGAAUAUGCAAUGGGAAAAUUAGGGCAGAAUUAUGAAAUCUUUAGGAACUGUUGGUUUGCUAGAAAUGUGACGAUUUAUCGGCUAUUUGAAACGUAAAAGAUAAUCUGCUCGAAAAGAUGUUACGUAGGUAAACUGGUACUCAACAAAGAUCACUUUUAAUUAAAUUGUUCAUUCAAAGCUUUGUAGCCGUCUAAUUUGACCAUUGAAUUUCCUGUAUGGUGCCUUAACUCGUGUAAUAGUGUACAGCGGUGCAUGUUUGUACGCAUAAGUUGUUUGGGAUUGCCUAAAUUUGGAGCUAGGAUUAAAUAUUUAAUUUGAAGUUCAUCAAAUUGUACUAUUUGUCAUUUAAUGCUCAUCCUGUUUCAGAUGGUAUUUAAGAGUCGAUGAACGUAAUUCGGACUCUUAUAUAGGUCACGGUGAUUUUUUUUUCAGGGAAAGUCUUAAAAUUUGUUC
Molecule: messenger RNA, 1829 nt
Organism: Symsagittifera roscoffensis
Lineage: Eukaryota; Metazoa; Xenacoelomorpha; Acoela; Convolutidae
Product: mannose-1-phosphate guanyltransferase beta-B-like
Exons: 8
Coding region: 18-1148 (376 amino acids)
Biological process (GO): GDP-mannose biosynthetic process
Cellular component (GO): cytoplasm
Molecular function (GO): mannose-1-phosphate guanylyltransferase (GTP) activity; GTP binding
Source: RefSeq, a predicted model, not a curated record